CCACUCAUGGACCAGUCCGGAUUCGGAGUGCAACCACCGCGCCUUCCGCUUCCGCUGACAGCGCCGGAAGUUGGGCCGGGCUGCCAGCACCGUGUUAGAGCCAGCGGGUCCUGGGCCUGAAGGUGCUGGCAGAGGGCGGGGCGGCCGGCUGGCCUAGGCGAGGGGCGCCGUUGCUGCUGCGGCCAGCCGCCCAGGCCCUGGCCUUCUCCGGAAGCCCCCCAAGUUCGUCCUGAACCAAUCCGCCUUGGACUUGUUCUCUUUGCAGCCGUCGGCCCCCGCCCGCGAGCUGGCGUCCCACAGACCGGGAGGACUCGGCCCCACCCUCCAAGAGCUGCCGCAGUCGGAGGAGUCGGUCGAAUCCUGACGUCCCGUCCUAGUGCGACCCGACUGGGUCGGAGGUAACCAGCUGCCGGAAACCAUUCCAGUGCAUUUGGUAUACACUCAGCCUGCUCUAUCCACUGGUUCAAUAUCCAUGGAUUCAACCAAGGUUGGACUGAAAAUAGGCAGAGGGCUGGUGGAGUAGCUCAAGAGGCAGAGGCCACCAUGGAGCAGUGUGCGUGCGUGGAGAGAGAGCUGGACAAGGUGCUGCAGAAGUUCCUGACCUAUGGGCAGCACUGCGAGCAGAGCCUUGAGGAGCUGCUGCACUAUGUGGGCCAGCUGCGGGCUGAGCUGGCCAGUGCAGCUCUCCAGGGGACCCCUCUCUCAGCCACUCUUUCCCUGGUGAUGUCCCAGUGCUGCCGGAAGAUCAAAGACACUGUCCAGAAACUGGCUUCAGACCACAAGGACAUUCAUAGCAGUGUGUCUCGAGUAGGGAAAGCUAUUGACAGGAACUUUGACUCUGAGAUUUGCGGUGUAGUCUCGGAUGCAGUGUGGGACUCUCGGGAGAAGCAGCAGCAGAUUUUGCAGAUGGCUAUUGUAGAGCACCUCUACCAGCAGGGCAUGCUCAGCGUUGCCGAAGAGCUGUGUCAGGAAUCAACACUGAAUGUGGACUUGGAUUUCAAGCAGCCCUUCUUGGAGUUGAAUCGGAUCUUGGAAGCGCUGCAUGAACAAGACUUGGGGCCUGCACUGGAAUGGGCUGUCUCCCACCGGCAGCGCCUGCUAGAGCUCAAUAGCUCCCUUGAGUUCAAGCUGCACCGCCUGCACUUCAUCCGCCUCCUGGCAGGUGGCCCUGAAAAGCAGCUGGAGGCCCUCAGCUAUGCCCGGCACUUCCAGCCCUUUGCUCGUCUGCAUCAGCGGGAGAUCCAGGUGAUGAUGGGCAGCCUGGUAUACCUGCGGCUGGGCUUGGAGAAGUCACCCUACUGCCACCUCCUGGACAACAGCCACUGGGCGGAGAUCUGUGAGACCUUUACUCGUGAUGCUUGUUCUCUGCUGGGACUUUCAGUGGAGUCCCCUCUCAGUGUCAGCUUUGCUUCUGGUUGUGUGGCACUGCCCGUGCUGAUGAACAUCAAAGCUGUGAUUGAGCAGAGGCAGUGCACUGGGGUCUGGAGUCACAAGGACGAGCUGCCGAUUGAAAUUGAACUAGGCAUGAAGUGCUGGUACCACUCAGUGUUCGCUUGCCCCAUCCUCCGCCAGCAGACUUCAGAUUCCAACCCUCCCAUCAAGCUCAUCUGCGGCCACGUCAUUUCUCGAGAUGCACUCAACAAGCUGAUUAAUGGGGGGAAGCUGAAGUGUCCCUACUGCCCCAUGGAGCAGAACCCAGCUGAUGGGAAACGCAUCAUAUUCUGAUUCCUGCUUGGAAGGCACUUCGCUGGAAAGAGUUUUUCAUCCACAGUAUUUGUCUGUCUCUGGGGCAAGUGGGUGGCUGGCUUCUUUGGUGAUCAAUUUCAGAGCUCCUGGCUGAGGAACACUGCCACAGAGCAGAGCCUGACCAGAUUAUCAGCAGAGGCCCAGAAAGGAGGUGAACCAAUGCACACUUGGCAACUGGUUCUUCUGCUAUAAGGAAAGGGAGCUCCUGGCUUCUAGACUUCUACUCUGUCUUCUCUGCCUUGACUUAGCAGCAGCUGACAGAGUAGCAAAGGCCUUGGCCAUCAGCAGCAGACAUCUUUCCACCCCUGCCCCCAGCUGCGUCUCUUGCUGCUAAUGCCAAGGCUGGUGCCCAUCCUACCCUCAGCCCAGGGUGUUAGCGGUGGCUUUCCUCUUUCUGUUGUAUAGCUUCAACUGUAUGUGUCCUAUCCCACUGUAAAUAGUUUAAGUUAGAACUGAAUGUUGUUGUUUUAUAACUUUGAGCAAAUAUAUUCACAGCUCUUCUCCUUACUUUUGGCCAGCCUUGCUUCACUGGCAAACUACUGCAUGACGGCUGCACAGGAACUGUCUAGCAAAACCAUGGCCAGCCAUUAU
This is a messenger RNA of Castor canadensis (American beaver), 2337 nucleotides long. NCBI's taxonomy places the organism in Eukaryota, Metazoa, Chordata, Mammalia, Rodentia, Castoridae. The record is from RefSeq and is a predicted model, not a curated record.